Polychytrium aggregatum is the source of this 2927-nucleotide messenger RNA. RefSeq lists its product as uncharacterized. Gene Ontology annotation, molecular function: protein binding. Gene Ontology annotation, cellular component: SCF ubiquitin ligase complex. NCBI's taxonomy places the organism in Eukaryota, Fungi, Chytridiomycota, Chytridiomycetes, Polychytriales. The transcript is spliced from 19 exons. The record is from RefSeq and is a predicted model, not a curated record. Bases 52 to 2766 code for a protein of 904 amino acids. Gene Ontology annotation, biological process: SCF-dependent proteasomal ubiquitin-dependent protein catabolic process.
CGUCUUCGUCCUCGCCCCGAUCCCAAUCUCCUUGCAUCCGCAUCUCCAAACAUGUCGACGAGACACGAUCUCCUGCUCGCCACUCUGCUGGGAUAUGGCCACUCGUGGGAGUCCUGCAUCCGGGCAAUCGAAUAUGGCUUCACGUCCCCUGAGGAGGCCGAUUCAUGGAUCAAGUCCCAGUUGCUCUCCACCAACAACCAACCCAUCCUGCGGCUCGACCUGCCUUCAGACUCGUCCCCGAGCGAAGUCGAUAUCGAGCCGUUGCCCGAUGCAGACGUACCGUCGAGUGAGCCAGCAGCCGAUUCUCCGACGACGAAUGCCAGCUCCUCUCGGAUAACGAGCCCUGUAUCGGCAGCGCAGGAUCCCAUCCAGCACGAUCCCACCCCGCAGGUCAGCUCGCGGUAUACAUCAACUCGUGAAGACCACUCCCGUUUGGCGCAGACGAUUCAAUUCCAGGAGAGCAAGCGAUUCAAGAGCCAAAAUGCUCAGCAUCGGCAAGAGGCUCUGGCCCGUUUCAAAGAGGAUCGCGAGAGAAUGAAGCUGAGAUCUACCACAUCGGCAGCCCCGCCUGAUAUCAAGCCCAAGGCUGUCCAGCCUAGCCCCUCGGCCAAUGAAACGGUCCUCCAGAUUCGGUAUCCCAACGGAACGAGUGUCAAGAAGCGCUUUACCUCCAGUUCGGACCUGGGAAGUGUCUUUGCCUGGGUCGUCGAUUCGGCAAGUGCACGUGUGCCAGCCUGGUGCAAGGCCGGCAGCUUCCAGUUACUGCAGCCGUUUCCGCGGCGAACGUUUGCCCGUCAAGACCAUGUCCUGUCGCUUUUGGAUGCAGGUUUGGUUCCCAGCGGGAAUUUGCAUGUGGUCCCUUUGGCUGCCGAGUCGGUGGAUCGUGCUCCGGCCGCAAUCGUUAGCCCGAUAGCCCAGCCACCCUUGGUUGCCGCAUCCUCAGCCGAACUUGGUGACUCCAGUGCGACCACUUCCCGUGAUCCGGCAGCACCAGCCACUCUCCCAUCGGACGACAUGGCCAUUGAUAGCAACGAGGAUGCUUCUGAUACCAGGAGCGGGCCUGGUCCUCACGAUGUCAUGGACUCAGACACUGAUGAAAACGGCGACGAUGAUGGCGUGGGCGCCAGCGAUUCCAGCGAUUCCAGUGACGAUAACGACGGCUCCCGUGCCAGUGACCACGAGCCAGAAGUUGUCCCUCCCCAUGCGGCACCGAGGAACCGCGGGAGACAGCCCGGGCUUCAUAGAGGACGGCCGAGAUAUCGGAUUGUCCAGAACGCCUUUGUCGGCGCCGGAAAUCGCCUGGGCGGAAGUGUUCCCCAAGACGAGAGAGCGCUGCCCUUUGUCCCGGUCGCGCCGGCCGACACUAUCGCGGAGAAGAGGCCCCGCAAGCUGCUCAGGUCGCCGCGUUCACUCAAGGAGCUGGCUCUGCUGACAUCUAUGGAUGUGAUUAGAGACCCUCGAACAGCGGCCUCAACCUUGGUUGUGCUGCGAAGCUAUGGCUCGUCCCUGGUCGAGAUGAUCAUAGAUCAUGCUGUGCGCUCUAAGACCAUCAGCGCCUUCCUGGCCUCACGACUGAGCUCUGCCAUCGUGGAAAACCUUUGUCUCGAUCACUGCGUGCUGACCACCGACUCACUCGUGGAGAAGCUGACCCUCGACCAUUGGGUGACGCUGGAUCGAGUGUCGCUGAAGGGCUGCCACAUCAGUGACCAAGCUGUUGUCGCACUCUCGGCUGCCCGGUCGUUGCAAAGUCUCAAUCUGGCAAACUGUCGGGUAACCGACAAAUGUGCAUAUGUCUUCCGCGAGCUUGGCCAAUUGCGGGAGCUCGACCUGUCGUACACCCUUAUCGGCACCAGUGGCCUUGCCGAGAUCAUCGAUGCUGUUCAGACGACCCUCGUCUCCCUCAGCAUCGGUAACUGCCAGCGAAUCGAGGGCGAGCGUGUCUUUGAACUUCUGGCAAACACUCGUCUUGUUCGAUUGAACGUCUCGCGACUGCACUUUGCAGCACCAAUGAGCCCUGUUCGUGGUAGCCUCGUCAACGCCCUCGAGUACCUCGAUAUCAGUGGCACUCCGAUUGUCAACGGCGACGUGCGCCUGGUGGUCUCGUCGUUUCGCAACCUGCUGGAGCUCGAUCUGCGCGGCUGCAACAACCUAAGCGCCGAGGGAUUGAUUUGGAUCCCCAGAGGCCAGCAGCAUCUUCAGCAUAUCCAGCUCCCGCUCUCCGGUUUACCGCUGGAUGGCAUACUCCCCAAGUUUACAGAUCUCCCACUCGUCAAGCUCGAUCUUGAAGGCGCCCAAGUCUCCAACGAGGGGCUGCAGACGCUUCCUCGACUCUCGAGAACAUUGGAGCACUUGAACUUGUCACGAACCAAGGUGGACGACGCCGGUCUUGCUUCGGUUGCAGGGCUGCUGCAACUCAAGGAGCUUUACCUCAACCACCUCGAUAUCCACGACGAGGGAAUGGGCUGCCUCCUGGCGCUUCCGUACCUGCGAGUGCUCUCUCUGGCACAGACCCAUGUCUCCGAUAAGCUCCUGGACGAGCUCACCAAGUCACCGAUGCGGUUCGCUCUCAAGAGCCUGAAUCUGUCGCACACGCCGGUCAGAGAUGCAGGCGUUAUGAACAUGCUGGCAGCGUUCUCCAACUUGGCCAUCAUCAACUUGGAAGGCACUCUGGUCACUCCUGGCUGUGUCGCCAACAUCCAAGAUCUGGGGUACGGCUUGGUGGUCCGCUAUACCCCUCCAGCUCCUCCUGGCGACGGUGAAGAGUGAACGCCAGAUUGUUUCGAACGUAUCGCAUUUGCUCAAGUAUCUGGCACCCGCUGGCACCCGCUGGCUCUCCGAUGGCGGCUUACGACUACACUCGCCAUGGAGAGCACGGCCCUGAAUACACAGUCGAUCGUUGCUACGAUAUUCCGCUGGACGCAUGGUGG